Molecule: messenger RNA, 18369 nt
Organism: Oryzias melastigma (Indian medaka)
Lineage: Eukaryota; Metazoa; Chordata; Actinopteri; Beloniformes; Adrianichthyidae
Gene: ush2a
Product: Usher syndrome 2A (autosomal recessive, mild)
Exons: 94
Coding region: 713-17494 (5593 amino acids)
Molecular function (GO): protein binding
Source: RefSeq, a predicted model, not a curated record
AAAUGAGAUUAAAAACUGGAAUCUUGCGCGCGUGCCACAGACACUCAGGGUUGGCGCGUGCCAUAAUCCCCUUUGCGAGGCGUGAGCUGUUUUUGACAACACUGAAGAGUUUUGAACCAGCAGAAUCUCCCGUGCUGUCUCGCUCCCACACAGGAGUCCUCUCAAGUUUCUGUGUCGGGCUCGGUAACGGAGCGUCGCCGUUACUUUCCGCCCCGGAUCCCGCCGCGCUGCUGCUGCUGCCUGUCGGCCAUAUGGCGGCUCCCAGUAAUCUUCUUAGCGCAGCGUUUUCUGAAUGAGAGACGCCGAAGACAAACGUGCUGCUUUGUUGAAGUCAGAGAUAUUUCUUUUGGCUGUCAGACUCUAGAAGGGGAAGCCGCGUUUGGACCCGGAUUGUUGUUUUUCUUUUGUUUGUUUUUGUUGACAGGUGCUGUCAGGAGAGGAGAGGGAGAAAGUGCGCGCCUGCUCUGCUCUCCUCAUGCCAGAGCAACAAGUGUAAUGUUAGUCGACGCUGCACUUGUGAUGGGGACAGAGCUUUGUGCGGGGACUCCACAGAUUGUGAAAUCCUACCUAUCAUGCGAAGGCUUUGGCCGCGGCUGGUGUGUGUAUGUGUGUGAGGCACACAGGCGGUGUAACAGAGAGCCAAGCUUGGGAGCUUCACCCUAGGGGCGGUGGCCUGUAAAAAGUGGCCCUGUAACCCUGGAGCCAUGGAACCAUGACCGUCAUCACUUAUUCAAAUGGUGUUGGAAAGCUCCAAAACAAAGUUCCCGAGCAUCCCUCUUCCUGGCAGCAUGUUCCACGAGGAUCCGGCAUGCUGAGUCCAGAGGUUCCACAAUGUUGUGGAGGCAGAAGGUGUGCAGAGACGAAGAAGGAAGAGAGAAGCAUGCAAAAUGUCAAAGGAAGGUGGCAAAAAUCAAGUAAAGGAGUCAACUUCCCUAAAGAUCUAAAAGGAGGAGAAGUAAAAAGAGAAAGCAUGAAUGAGAUGGAAGUUUCCAGGAUGUUUUUAAAGUCAGAAGAAAGAAGAAUGAGAGGCAGGAAGCUCUGGGACGCGUCUCCUGUCCUCCCACCACUAAGAAACCUGACUGAAUCAAACACAGGGAUGCAGAUCUGCUUCGUUGGUCUGAACUGGCAUCAGUUCCUCGUCUGGUGGUGUCUGCUCUUUCUCAGCCUCUGCACUCCGCUUGCGUCAUCACAGGGCCAUUUUCCUCGUAUGGAGAACAUAGCUGCUUUCAAACCUGUAUCAACGCUUCCGCCUCGACUCACGUGUGGCGUCCCAGAGCAGACCAGCUACUGCCAGUCACCUCUGUCACAGGCCGAGCUGCUAACCUGUUUUCAAGCCUUCUGUGUUCAAGAGUGCCCCUACAGAUCCUCCACACCCCCAUAUGCUCCGCUGCUGCUGGCUCCACACAGAGGUGCCUGUGUAACUGAAGACACUGGAGACCCACAGCGGCCGACUCAGACAGAGACUGGAGGCCCUGAGAGUUCUGGAAGUGUGCUGUUUCAGUCACACCGGGAAGGAUGUCUGAUCUCUCCUCCUUCACAGGCACUGGGAGCUCUAGGUUCACUAACCCUAGCAGUCUGGAUAAAACCAAGCUCUUCAGGGGAGAUGAUGCUGUUGGAGAAAAGUUCAGCCACUCGCCUGUCGUUUUCUGUGGCGGUGUCUGAGGACGCUGUCAUGCUGCAGUACGGCCAGUCCAGCAGUCCAAAGACUUCUUCAGUGAGCUUCAGAACAGAGGGCAGGCUGCAACUGGAGACAUGGACACAUCUUACUCUGCAGAUCCAUGACAGACACGCAAGUCUUUUUAUUGAUGGGCUGGAGGACGAUGGAACCCCGUUUGACACAAAAGAUCUGACCAGCAUGCUCUUUGAUGUUGGUGAUGACGGCGCCAUGUGGGUCGGACGGAGUUCCAAUGGGUCUAAUCAGUUCAUUGGACGGAUGCAGGACUUUAGAUUUUAUCCUGCCACGCUGACCAACAGAGAAAUAGUUGAGCUGUAUUCAGGAGUCUUCCCAAAGCUUCAUGUCCAGUCCGAGUGCCGCUGUCCUCCCAGUCAUUCCAGAGUACACCCUUUAAUUGAAAGGUACUGCAUUCCCAACGCGGUUGAGGACACCACCACUGAUAGAGUCUUACGACUGAACCUUAAGGCUCAUUCACUUGGUUACAUCAACGAUCAGGACAUGAGCACUGCUUGGCUGUCUAAGAUCAUGACUACACAAGAACUGGAGGAAGGAGUUACAAUCACUGUUGAUUUGAGUAAUGGACAGUACCAGGUGUUUUACGUGAUACUUCAGUUUGGGGGACUCUUGCCUGAGUCUGUUCGGAUUCAGAGACGGAAGCUUAACCUCAGAGCGUCUGAGAGCGACAUCGGCACUGAACAGCCCUGGUUGGACUGGCAAUAUAUGGCCAGAAACUGCAGCGACUUUGAAAUGCAGAACAAUGGACCUUUACUGAGACCAGACUCAGUCAAUUGUGUGCAGUUGCCCAGAGAUGCGUCUUUGUCAGGAGGCAACAUCACUUUCAGCCUACUGACCAGCCUCCGACCUGGAUACAAUGACUUCUACAAGAGCCCUGCCCUGCAGGAGAUGGUACAAGCAGCCCAGGUCCGAAUCCAUCUGAGAGGACUGUACCACAGCAGAGCAGCGGGGGUCAACUCCCGACACAAAUACUUUGCAAUCAGAGAGAUAACAAUUAGUGGCAGGUGUGAAUGUCACGGCCAUGCUGACCACUGUGACACCAGUGUCACACCUUACCGCUGUCUGUGUCUGCCAGAGAGUCACACAGUGGGAAAUAACUGUGAGCGUUGUGCUCCCCUCUACAAUGACAAACCCUUCAGACCUGGCGAUCAGCUCCAGCCUAUGAACUGCAGACCUUGUGAGUGCCAUGGCCACGCCCUCUCUUGCCAUUAUGAUGCUGAAGCUGACGACCAACCAGACGAGCACUAUCGAGCAGGAGGAGGAGUUUGUGACAGCUGCAUGCAUAACACUACAGGAAAGAACUGCGAAGAGUGCAUGAGCGGCUUUUUUAGGCUGCAGGAUUCGGAUCCGUCUUCAGCGGACGUGUGCCGGCCCUGUAACUGCAACACUGCUGGAACGAUCAACAGUAGCUCAGAGUGUGCCCAGAUAGGAGGACAGUGCCGGUGUAAGGUCGCAGUAACAGGCCGUCAGUGUACGGAAUGUUUGCCUGGUUGGUACGGUCUGCAUUCCUCUGAUCCGAAAGGCUGCAUUUCCUGCAACUGUAGUGACCUGGGCACAGUUAGCACCACGUCAGGAGAAGUUCCAAGCUGUGAUCAAAACACAGGACAGUGCCAGUGUAAACCUCAUGUCACAGGUCUUACGUGUGACCACUGUGAGUUUGGUUUUUGGAACCUUUCCCACCCGGAAGGCUGCAUUCUGUGCGGCUGUGACCCUCUUGGUUCUCUUAGUCUGUUUUGCGAGCCUGAAAGGGGCCAGUGUGAGUGCAAGUCUGGGGUCGGAGGUCGCCGGUGCGACUCCUGUGGGCGUGGCUUGUAUGGUUUAAGGACGGAGGGAACCUGUUCGACCUGCAACUGUUCACGCAGUGGGACGGAACCUGGAACGGACUGUGAUCCGUACACGGGACAGUGUGUGUGUAAGGAACAUGUAACCGGCCAUCACUGCGACUCUUGCCGCCAUGGUUACCACACCCUGGAGCAGCGGAAUUCCCUGGGUUGCCUUCCAUGUGUUUGUGACAGCAGUGGAACUGUGGCAGAGGGCGUUUGUGAUACGAUGACUGGACAAUGUCCAUGCAAGGAGGGGGUAGAGGGAGUGCAGUGCAACAAGUGUGCAUCCAACUACUACAACAAGAGUUCCGACAUGGAGGAGGUUUUAUCUCAAGGCUGCGCUCCGUGUAUUUGCGACCCUCGAGGAACAGUGGCGGGUUCAGUCUGUGACAGCACCACAGGGCAGUGUGUUUGUGUUCCAACACGCCACGGAAAGGACUGCAGGAACUGUCGACCAGGAUUUCACCUCUCUCCAGACCACAGUCUGUGUUUGGAGUGUGACUGCCAUCCAACUGGAGCUUCAAGUGGUGACUGUGACAUCCAAACUGGACAGUGUGUGUGUGCGGAUUCCUCUGUGGGAGGACAACGCUGUGAUCAGUGUGUUGAGAUGUUCUUUGGGUUCAACCCGGGAUUGGGCAGAUGUCAGCCUUGUGCAUGCGACCAGGCGGGCAGCGUCAAUGGUUCCUGCCAUCCUGACACAGGCGCUUGUGUGUGUAAGCUCCUGGUAACUGGAGGCAAGUGUGAUUCAUGCCAGCCUGGAGCAAGUCAUUUGGAUCCCGAGAACCUCUUUGGUUGCAGCAAAGCACCCUCCCAGCAGCCUGCACCAUUAGGCUUUGCCCUCAGUUAUUCCACCAUCCACCUCUCUUGGAAUCCUCCUGACUCCCCAAACUCCCACAAACUUAACUACACUCUCCUCAGAGAUGGGCAGUCAGUUCAAACCAUCCAAAGUUUCCACCCUUUCACUCCCGAAUCAUUUGAAGACACCGGUUUGUUCCCUUAUACCAACUACACCUACUGGCUUAUAACAUCCAAUGUGGCUGGGGAGACAAUCAGUGGCUCAGCUUCGUAUCAGACUUUAAGCUCACCGCCUGAAGCUGAUGAUCUUCAUGUAAACCUGCUGGGAAGACCAGCUCCAACCAGUGCUACCUUUAGUUGGAGAACGCAGAGGAACGAUACGGGCCCAGUUGAAAAGUUUGUGUUGUCCACGUCAGAGUCUCUGCAUGGAGCUGACCCUGUGGUUCACUACACAGGACUAUCAACACAAGCUGUAGCAACUGGUUUAAAGCCAUUCACACAGUACACUGCAGUUUUAGAUGCAUGCUCCUCAGGGGGUUGUACUUCUAGUGCCCCAUUGUCUUUUCUGACUGCCGCUGCUCUGCCACAAAACCAGCCUGCCCCCAGGGUCACCGCCGCUGGACCUCAUACCCUCCAUGUUUCCUGGGAGCCUCCCAGGGAGCCCAAUGGUGUUAUCACAAGGUAUGAGGUCUUCCUUCGUGGGCCACUUGACCCUCAGAACCUCUCAACUCUUGCCGUUCCGAGAAGAGUUUUCUACAGUUCCGGUUGGCUGGAUCCAAGUGUCUCCUUGGAAAAGGCGCGAGUCAAUAGAAGCGAAGCAUCGCCCCCCGAAAGCACCACAAUUAUUGCAGGACUGCAAGCGUUUUCGACCUACCAGCUGAGAGUUGUGAGCAUCAAUAGUGCAGGAAGUGUCGCGUCAGAUUGGACCACAGCACACACUGAGGAAGGAGUCCCAGAGUUUGUUGCCCCCCCAGAGGUGUCAGCACUGUCUGCUACAAGUCUUCAAGUGACCUGGAACAAUACUGAGGGUGAAGGUUUGAUUGCUAGAGGAGAGGUAAAAGAGUACCAGGUUAACUUGCUUACUCUGCAGACAACCAAUCCCUACGCUCCUCCAGUCGUUAGUAAGGUCUUACACCGAGUGGAACAAUCAUCCCCCCCUAUGUAUGUAGUGAAAGGACUGAAGCCUUUCCACGUCUACAACUUUACUGUCACUCUCUGUACAAGAACAGGCUGCAUCAGCAGUCAGCCCAGCACAGGCCGGACUUUACCUGCAGCACCAACAAACCUGCUCUCACCACAAUUACAUCCGGUAAAUGAAAGCACCAUUCACAUAACCUGGGAUCCCCCAGGACAGCUGAAUGGACCAAGCCCACUUUACCAGGUGGAAAGGACAGAUGUAUCUCUCUCCGACCCACAACAAAGAGUUGUUAGAGGGACCAGAUUUCCAGGGAACGGUUAUUAUCUAUUUCCAAGUAAUAUUCUGCCAAGCAACAGUGACUUUACAGGAAUUCAGAUCAGCUUCAAGACUCGUUCUCCGGAUGGCCUCCUGCUUUGUGCCUUCUCUCCAGGAGACCAGGAAGAGUUUCUGGCUGUCCAGUUAAAAAGCGGACGCCCCUACUUUUUGUUUGAUCCCCAGGGCUCAGCAGUGGCUGUGAGCGUAAACAAUGAUGGAGGUCACAGCUACAGUGAUGGACAGUGGCACACCAUCACAGCGCUGAGGCGAGGGGCCGUGGGAACAAUCGUUCUCGAUGAUCGAUACAGCGGAAGUGCCUCAGCUUCCAGUGGCAGUACCAUCAUUGGUGAGAACAUGGGGCUGUUCAUUGGUGGGCUCCCCAAAGAUUUUGUUCUUCUGAGAGAGGAUACAGGAGAUGCCCAGCUUGUGCGACAGGGCUUUUCUGGCUGCCUCAGAGAUGUGAGUUUAAAGAUGACUGACAACCCCUCAGAGGAAUGGCAGUCCCUGGACUGGACAAAAGCCACAGAGAGAGUGGCAGUGUAUGAAAGCUGGGAGGGAUGUCCCUCGGAAACUGUGGAUGGAGCCUAUUUUCUGGGUCAUGGCUACUUGGAGUUGAGCCCUCACGUUUUCAGUGGCGGACAAGACUUUAAGAUUUCCAUGGAACUCAGGACCGACCAACUCAACGCACUUUUACUUUUCACAUAUCAUACACAGUCUGAAGACUACAUGCUUGUGGAGUUAAACUCUGGUCUCCUGUCCUUCACUCUUGCCUCCAAUGGUCACACAACAGAACUCCGUAUGUGGGUGGGGCUUAGUUACUGUGAUGGCGACUGGAAGCAGGUGUCAUUGGCCAAAAGGGGCUCUGUCAUCUCAGCUGCAGUCGAUGACUGGGAAGAGGAAAUAAAGGGAGUUGCAGGUGCAAAGCUGAGGGUUGAUUCACCAUUGUACUUGGGGGGAGUUCCAACAAAACUCGUACAUUCUGCACUGAAAGACCAUAGUUACAAACAAGGCCUUGGUGGUUGCAUACGUGGUCUUAGAAUUCACAGUGAUGAAAGAAACCCACCUGUCAGUCAAAGAGUUCAUCUGUCUGUGGCCUCACGCCGCUCCGCUAGAGUCAACUUGGACGGCUGUCCCACCAGUGAGAGCAGGUUCCACUGCAGAGGAAAUGAUUCCGUGUUGGUGUACAGCGGCAGAAACACAGACGCCAUGGACUACAGUCUACAACCUUUUACUGAGCACUUGUACAGGUUUGUGGCCCUGGGCGCUGGAGGCUGGACAUCCGGACCGUGGCAGCGAGGACGCAGCCGAGGCAAAGCACCUGUUUCUGUUCCCCCUCCGAGCGCUGUGCAGAGCAUCAACGGCUUCAGUGCUGCUGUAAACUGGUUGCCCCCUACUGAUAACAGGGGACCGAUUGACAGAUAUGAACUAAGGGCUUACAACAGGGACAGUCCUGAAGUACCGCCUGUCAAAGCCUCAUACCCGGCUGAUGGAAAUUUCACAGGUGUUUUAACAGGCCUCACUCCAUCUACUCGAUAUAUUAUCACCGUGAGUGCGUGUGGUCCUGAUGGCUGCACUGAGAGUACAAUUGACAGUGACACUGGAAAUGAUUUGGGAUUCAGCCUCACAACUCCAGUGGAAGCCCCAGAAGGAGUGUGUUCUCCAUCAGCAGUUUCCUCUCCUUCGGCUCUUUUUGUAACUUGGGAACCACCAGGAAGGCCCAACGGAGAGAUUACUCAUUACCUCCUUUAUCACAACGACCAAAUGGUGUAUAGAGGGAAAAACAGACACCAUAACAUCACUGGUCUUGGUGUGUACUCCACCCAUUUCUUGGUUCUAAGUGCCUGCACUUCCAUGGGUUGUACAAACAGUUCCCAAGUUACAGCUCUGACCUCUCAGCUUCCUCCUGGACCCUUGCAUGCACCAACUCUAACCCCGCUGGACUCUCGGACUAUAUUUGUUGAGUGGUUGCGUCCGUCGCAGAUAAAUGGCGUCUUGGAGUUCUAUUCGAUCUACCUUUCACCAGAUGGGGCAGAGCCACUGCUGGCCUACAACAGCACUGCAGUUGUUGAAGACCACACUCUCCGAAACUUAACUCCUGGGACAUCCUACGUCAUUACAGUCGCUGCUUGCACAGGAGGAGGGUGCACGUUAAGCCCCCCGAGUCAGGCUCAGACUGAGGAGAGCACCCCUGAAAAUGUCCCUGCACCGCUGGUCACCCCUUUGUCACCACAUGCUCUCAACGUCAGCUGGAGUCCCCCUCACACUCCAAAUGGUGUCAUCACUAGUUAUGGCCUCUGGCUGGAUGGGGUUCUAAAAGUGAAUUCUAGUUCCUCUGAGAGGUUCUUCGUGGUGGAGGGACUCUCUCCAUGGAGUCGACACAUACUCAGACUGCAGGCCUGCACAGCACAGGGCUGUGGCAAAGGGCCCAUGGUGGAGAUGCGGACUUUAGAGUCGGCUCCAGACGGUCCUCUUCUGCUGGAACUGACCAAUCAGAGUGCCAGAUCACUCCAAGCCCGCUGGACAGCCCCUCCAAGAGCAAACGGACAUCUGAACUACACACUGUACUACAAAAGCAAAGAUAGUGAAAGUUUGUCGGAUGGAGGUUCAACAGCAGGAGUCUGGAUGUCUGUGACUGACCUGCAGCCGUACACAAACUACAGCUUCUACGUCAGAGGGUGUAACACUCAGGGCUGUGUUGAGAGCCUGCCGCUGACUGUUACUACACUCCCAGCAGCUCCAGAUGGACUCUCACCUCCAUCUGUGGUUAAUUUAACCAGUACCAGUCUGAAUGUUUCCUGGACAUCACCUGCCAACUCCAACGCACCUGGUCCACUUUACUACAGCUUGCAGAUGAGAACAUCCCCACACAGGUUGAUCGUAAGGCUUGUGGACAAUGCAACCGACACAUUUUACUACUAUGUAACUGGUUUGUCACCUCACACACAAUACCAGUUCAGAGUGGUGGUUUCCCACCUUCACGGGAAAACAGCCGGCGCUUGGGAGACUUUCAGCACAGCAGAGGACAGUCCAGGACCAUUAGAACCUCCAAGUGUUCUUGGACUUCAAUCUAAAAGUGUGUUAGCUUCCUGGACUUCUCCCACACAACCAAAUGGAGUUAUUACAAAUUAUACCCUCUAUCUGUUCCCCAGCUCUGUAACCUUCAAAUACAAACCUAAUUCAUUGUCCAACGCAACCCAAAGCUUGCAUACAAACCAUAGUAUGCUGAUCAACUCAAACUCAAGUGUUGGGACACUAUCAGAUUUUACUACCCCAUCUGACUUAGACUUUAUCUCCGUGUCUCUUUUUAACACAAAUAUUGGAUCAAGUACUGUUGAAGACCCAACUCAUGCGGUCCCUAAUCAUUAUUCAACCAUGAAUCCUCAAAAUGUAGAGUACAGUGACACUCAGUCAACUCAUGAAAAAGUAAGCCAUGGUCCCAAGAGCGCUACAGGAAAUCUCAGCUCUUCAUUACUAGACCCAGAGAACAACCCUCGCAGCUAUAACUUUGAUCCUUUUUUAAAACCCAACCUUUUCACCAGUCCCAUCUCAAGUUUAUUUGGCUCUUCAUCAAGACUGACUCCUCUAUCAGUAACUGUUCCUGGAAAUACUACCAGCUUUGCUUUCGUCGACCUUCUUCCAUACCAGACUUACAUCCUUCAGGUGGAAGCAUGCAACAGUGUGGGCUGUUCAGUGUCUUCAAUGUCUCAGCGAUUUCAAACUCUCCCAGCUCCCCCUGAAGGGGUUCCUGCCCCUCACCUUUACUCUGACACUCCCACCUCUGUUCUGUUAUCAUGGGGAGCCCCCGAGAAAGGCAACGGACCAUUGGAGCGCUGGCUGAUGGAGCGCAGACUUGUGGGAACCAAAAAAGUUUCCAUAGUGGGCCAUCUUCCUCCAGACCCUCCCCCACUUUCUUUCCUUGACUCCUCUUCAGCCCUCAGUCCUUGGACUACUUACCAGUAUCGACUUGUGCUUCAGAAUCAGGCUGGAAACGCUACAGGGCCCUGGGUCAAUGUCACUACUAGGCCAUCUCGACCUGCUGGUCUCAGUCCACCAAAAGUGAAGGUAUUGGGACCAGAAUCACUUCAAAUUGCGUGGUCCCCUCCUCUUAUACCCAACGGAGAGGUUCACGGGUAUGAGAUCCGCCUCCCAGAACCCCGGUUCUCCCAUCACGCCGGCAAUGGAUCCCUGCUCAAUGUCACCGUAGCAAAUCUUGUUCCCUACACAAACUACAGCGUCACAGUGCUUUCGUGCUCGGAGGGUGGAGGUCAUGUUGGGGGAUGCACAGAAAGUCUCCCAACUCCUGCUACCACAUUUCCCACAAGCCCCGGAGACCUUGCACCUCUGUCAAUAGUGUCAGUGAGCGAAUCGUUCCUGGCUAUUUCCUGGCAACCCCCAAACCGCCCAAAUGGACCAAACAUCAGAUACAAGUUGCUCAGACGUAAAACCCGUGAACCCCUGGCUGCAACCUCAGCCCCCGCAUCAACAGCCCCAUCCCCGCCUCCCUCUGAAGAUCUCCAUCGGUGGCUCCAUGUUUACUCCGGGACCAAAUUGUUCUACCAAGAUAAAGGCCUAAGCAGAUUUACACAAUACCAGUACCAGUUAGAGGUUCAAAAUGAUAUGGGUCACACUGCUGGAGAGGUUUUCACUGCAUGGACCAUGGCAGGGGUACCGCAAAAGUCUCCAUCAGUGUCUGUUCAUGCUGUCAACCACACGGCCUUACAAGUCAACUGGACACAACCAUCUUUGCAAGAUCUGCAAGGAGAGGUAGAAUGUUUCUUCCUCACAGUGGAGCCUCCCCAGCCAGGUCUGACUCGAACGUUCGGACCAGAAGACAAGUCUAUUGUGAUUAGCAACCUUUGGCCCAGUACGAACUAUCAAGUCUCAUUACAAGUGUUUAACGGAGCACACAAUACAUCCAAGACUAUAGUUAAUGCUACCACAGCAGAUGGAAAGCCAGAAGGGAUGUUGGCACCAGAGGUGGUUCCUUUAAACAGCAGUACAGCACGUGUUCUUUGGUUUCCUCCUCUUCAACCCAAUGGAGCUGUUACUGGUUACAAUAUUUAUGUUAAUGACCAUUUGAAUGAAAGUGUGGAUCCAAACUCUGGCUCAUACCUGCUGGGGGACCUACUGCCUUUUACAAUCUACAGUAUUCAGGUGGAAGUGUGCACGGAAUAUGCAUGUACUAGAAGUAAUGUCACAAAAACGACCACUGUAGAAGACCUGCCUGCUGAGUGGACCACUCCACAUGCUCAAGUAAUCGGUCCCAGAUCGGUACGACUCCAUUGGUCCCAUCCAGGCAAACCCAAUGGAAUUAUGCUCGGCUAUGAGGUUUUAAGACGGACGCUUAGAUCGUGUGCCCAGGGGGCCACAAGGGUUACACCAUCCUCUGGGAGACACCUGAACAAUGCAGGUGUUUCCAGGUUUAGAUGCUCAUACCUGCAAUGUCCCUUGAAUCAUGAUGUUUGUGUGACAUCCUGCUUCGAUCCAGACACUCAGGUUUGCUGCAGCGGACGGUUACACAUGAAGAAGCCGCAUCAUUAUUGUUGUGACGGCAGUUAUAUGAGUUGGAAUAAUUUCUCCAUCCCAGUGUGCUGCGAUGGCAAACUGAUCCCAUCUCUCCCAGGGCACCAGUGCUGUGAAGGAUAUUAUGUUCUUGUUAAAACCAAUGAAUACUGCUGUCCUGACCACUUGCAGGGCCGAGUCUCUGUGGGGCUGGGUGACAGAUGCUGUGGGGGGGUUCCUUACUCCAUGACAGGCGGCCAGCUCUGCUGCAGUGGGAGCCUUCAUGAUGGCUAUGGGGUUCAAUGCUGUGGAGGCCGGCUUGUAGAUGAUGCCCUGGUGUGCUGCGGAAAUGCAGAGAGUGGGGAGGUGUACAAAGACACUCCAGGCUUUAUCUGCUGUGGUACAGAGUACAUAAACUCCUCAACCUCUCUUUGCUGUUUGGGCAAUGACGGAUAUCCCAUAAUACAUCCUGCUGGCAAUGCCACAGUGACAUUGAAGUGCUGUGGGUCAACGGUCAUACAUCAGGAUGAGGAAUGCUGCAGUGGGGUUGGAUUUGACCCCCAACAUCAUGUGUGCGCUGACCGGGCCACACCUGGCCUGGUAAUACAGCAUCAGUGUUUGCGGGGCUCGGUGUGUCCUGUCGCCGCAGCAGCCUCAGCUUACUGUGGCUCCUGUGACCUUGAUCCUUCUCUGACUGCCUGCACAUGGGUUCUGAUUGACACACAAUCCAUGCCCCACUCGCCGUUUAUCAGCGAAAUACAAGGGACUCGCACUGCAGGCCUGUCAGUGCAUGCAAACAGAAAUAAUACUUACAAAAUAGCAGACAUAUACAGUCACAGUAACACUGAGCAUGUGCCAUCCGAGGGAAGCCUUUGCCCAUCCCCUGAGGAGGUGGUGUACAGCGGUGAUGCCAGCAGUCAGUCAUAUACAGACUCUGACUUGGAGCCCUUCACGAUAUACGAGUAUAGAGUUGGAGGUUGGAACAGCUUUGGUCGGAGCUCCAGUAACAUUACAGCAGUGACAACCAGUGAAGACAAACCCUGGGGUGUGGCUCCGCCCCGCUGGAGUCGCCUCCGUGAACGAGACGACAUUAUCCAGUUAAAAUGGCAAUCUCCUGCCAGACCCAACGGGCGGAUCACCCAUUUUGUUAUACUGAGGGACGGACAGGAGCGUUACCGUGGAGAUGAAAGCAGUUUCACUGAUGUUGGUGGGAUCAGGCCUUUACAGGAAUACGGUUACCAGCUGAGGGCCUGUAAUCGGGCCGGUUGUACUGACAGCACAAAGGUGAUGGCUGUGACAGUUCAGGGAGUCCCAGAGGGGGUGCUGCCUCCAGUCGUAAAAGCUCUAAGCCCCUCCUCCCUCAGCGUGAGCUGGUCUGAGCCUUCUCGUCAAAAUGGAAUCAUACAAUUUUACCACCUGAACCAGAAUGGCAUCGGAACCGUGUUCACACACACUGGUGGACCCAGAAAUUACACUGUAAAUGGUUUGCAGCCGUAUACGAACUACAGUUUUGUGUUGGAAGCCUGUACAGCUGUUGGCUGUGGAGUCAGUCUACCAUCAACGGGACUCACCUUGCAAGCCAAACCUGCCGGUGUGUGGUUAAAGCCGAGGCACCUGAUAAUAAAUACAUCCGCAGUGGAGCUGUACUGGGACCAGCCGUCUCAACCUAAUGGACUCAUCUCCCAGUACAGGCUGAUCCGAGAUGGUCUCACUGUUUUUACAGGAGCCCGGCGUGACCAGAAUUGCACCGACACUCGACUUGAGCCAAAACGCAGGUACGUUUACGAGCUGGAAGCUGUUACAGGAGGAGGCACAGGUGUUAGUGACCAAUAUGCUGUACAAACACCUGCAUCCUGUCCCACGGGGAUCCCACCCCCACACAGAGUGACUGCGUUGGGCCCUUUUUCUGUCUCUCUGGCCUGGUCCCCUCCUGCUCAUUUCAACAACUCCGAACCUGUGUACUACAACAUCCUGUUCAAUGGCGGGAGUCACAACGCCAGAAUGUUUCAUGGCGGGCAGCACUUGCAGCUCUCUGUGUCGGCCCUCGAGCCCUUCACCAUUUACCAUGUAAGAGUGCAAGCUUGUCAGAGUGGAGGGUGUGGAGUUGGCGAGGGGGUCUAUAUUCGCACGCUAGAGACUGCUCCUGAAAGAUUGUCCCCACCAACUGUAAAGGCUGCUGGGGCUAAAGUCCUGGAGAUCUCCUGGACACCUCCUUUAAAACCAAAUGGAUUCAUCACCUCCUACCACGUAUUUAGGCGUCCAUUAGGAACAGAAGAGGAGCUGCUGGUUUUCAUCUGGUCAAGCGGUCCACUUCAGUUUGUCGAUGCAAGCCCUGCCCUGCAACCCUUCAGCUACUUUCAGUACAAAGUUCGCGCCCACAACUCCAAAGGCUCGGUUCUGAGUCAGUGGACUUCAGUAAGGACUUUACAGGCAAAACCAGAAGACAUGGCUCCUCCUACUGUCACACCUUCCGGUGCAUACUCGGUUCAUGUGAAAUGGAGCGAGCCAGGGCAGCCCAAUGGCCUCAUAUCUCAUUAUAGGCUGGUUUACAAGAAACACCAACAGGACCCGACUCUCAACCUGACUGCUGUUGUUGCCCUCACUGUGGAGGAUUCGAUUCUGGAAGCUACAGUCUACGGCCUUGAGCCCUACACCCAGUACAGUGUCUGUGUCGAAGCUGUGAACGGUGCAGGAAACGUCUUCAGUCCAUGGGUGGACAUCAGGACGUUAGAGGCUUCUCCUGGAGGCCUCGCUAACUUCACAGUGGAGCAGAGGGAGCAGGGCAGGGCUUUGAUGCUCAGCUGGGAUGAGCCUCUUGCACCUAAUGGAGUUAUAACGAUUUAUAGAGUGUACAGUGAAGGAAACCUGGAAUUCAGCGGCCUCACUCGCAGUUUCCUGUUUCGCCGUUUAGAGCCGUGGAGCCUUUACUCUCUAACUCUUGAAGCCUGUACGUUAGCAGGCUGCACACACACCCCACCCCAGCUCAUCACCACCGGACCAGCACCACCUGCUUCCCAGCCACCCCCUCGACCUCUCUCCGUUGGCCCAGAUAAUGUGUCACUCACUUGGAGCCCACCCUCCCAACCCAAUGGGCCAAUUGGAGAGUAUUCCUUACGUGGAAGGAGUCUGGAGUGGAAGGGGCGGAGUAAUGAAGAGGAUGGAGGCAAAGUGCUCUUAAUAAAAUCCUUUCCAAAAGAAGGUGAAACUCUCUCCUUCACAGUGACAGAUCUGCGUCCCUGGACUCAGUAUGAGUUCAGCAUUUGUGCUCACAACCCAGCCGGACAGACCUGCAGCCCCUGGAUCACUGUGUCGACCAAACAAGCCCCCCCUCGAGGGCUAUAUCCUCCAAAACUGAGUCAUAUCAAAGAGCGCUUCAGUGAGGUCAUGGUGACCUGGAAUCCUCCAUUUGAGCCUAAUGGGAUUCUUCAGUCGUACAGGAUUCAAAGAAACAAUGUCAACUUCUCAUUCAGCUUUGACCCAACUGUCCUCACCUACACAGAUCGAGGCCUUCAGCCAUUUUCAACAUACAGCUACUCCAUUAUAGCCUGUACAUCUGAGGGAUGUACGACCAGCCGUCAUUCAACCAUCACGACUCUAGAAGCUCCACCUUCUAAUGUGGAAGCUCCCACAGUGGAUGCUGUCACGUCCAGCAGUGUAAGCAUUUCUUGGAGUGAGCCUCCGAUGCAGAAUGGAAAGGUCACAGAAUAUGUGCUAAAAUUGAACAAUGAAGACGUCUACCGCGGGAAAGACCUCCAAACGGUGCUGCUGGAUCUUCAGCCUCACAUGUCCUAUGAGCUGGUUCUGUUGGCUUGUAACAGCGGAGGUUGCACCUCCAGCAUCGUCACAUCUGCUGUUACUGAUGAGGCUCCUCCCACUGGCCUGGCUGCCCCAACGCUUAAGGUCACUGGUCCAGAGUCGGUGGAAAUUAGCUGGAGGCCACCAGAACAUCCCAAUGGCAUCAUCACUGGGUAUGAACUCCGCAGGGAUGGUGAAGUUGUUUAUGUUGGCACGGAGACCCAUUACCACGACUUCACACUCCUGCCAAGUGUGGAGUAUAGCUAUGUGGUCAGGGCCAACAACAGCAGAGGAGCAGUGAGCAGCCAGGCAUCCACAGCAAAAACUCAUCCUUCAUCGCCUUCUGGUGUCAGUCUCCCAGUUCUGAAACCGCUGGAGGAUGGGCAGGUGAGAGUUGACUGGCAGACUCCAGCUCGUCCAAACGGAGACAUUGUGAGUUACACUGUCGACCUUAGAGAUCCGAUCCACCUCAGGGUCAUCAGCUCUGUGUUUGCUCCUGAGGACGGUGCCUUCUCUGAAAAACACACCAUUCUGCAUGGCCUGGCACCUUACCAUAGGUAUGAGGUAAGAGUGGAGGCCUGCACAGCUCUGGGCUGCUCCUCAAGCGACUGGUCCUCUGUCCUCACGCUGGAGGCUCCCCCUGCUGGACAGACGCCACCUCUGUUAGACCUUCAACCUGACCCAUACACCAACCUGCAGACCAGCUUUCUGGUCACCUGGUCUCCCCCGGUUAAGCCAAAUGGUAGAAUCCAGCGCUAUGAAGUACACCGCAGGCUGGAUCCCACCGCUGACACCAACAGGACCCCACCAGCCACUGUUGUUUACAAGAAUAUCUCCACUUCAUUCAAAGAUAGUGAACUCCAACCCUACACUGUAUACCAGUAUCAGGUGUGGGCGGUGAAUUCAGCUGGUCAUUGUGCCAGUCCGUGGGUCAGUGGGAGGACGGGUCCGGGCCCACCUGAGGGUGUCGGCGCACCUGUGUUUCUACAUGUCUCUGCAACCUCCGCUGUAGUGGACAUCCAUCCUCCAGCCAAACCCAACGGGCUCGUCAGUCUUUACAGAGUGCUGUCCCUGCACCGCAACAACCACACUCUGCUCUCAGAGGGAACCUCCCUGCAGCAGACGCUUCAUGAUUUACGCCCUUUCACUCAAUAUUGGGUUGGAGUUGAGGCCUGCACCUGUUAUCAGUGUUGUAGCCGGGGUCCACUGAGAAAGCUUCACACCCUCCCCGCUCCCCCCACUGACCAGCCCCCUCCUCGUCCCGUCACACGGACGUCCCGCUCCGUGCAGAUGGAAUGGGAUAAGCCUUUAGAACCUAACGGGGUCAUCGAGAGCUGUGAGCUUCAUCUCAGGUCCAGCUGUCCGCCACCCCCACAGCCUGUGCCCCUACCCUGCAUGGUGGGACCGACAGAAACCAUUUUCUCUGGAAAAAAGAAGAGCUAUAAUGUUACAGGUCUUCAACCGUACUCCACGUAUGAGCUGAGGGCUGCUUGCUUCAACAGCAUGGGCAGCGCUGCCUCCAACUGGACUGCUGUUCACACCCUCAGUGAAGCUCCACGGUAUGUGUCUCCCUUCUCAGUGGACAGCAACCUGACCACCAUUUGGCUGGACUGGACGGGGACCUUCUCCCUGAACGGCUACCUGAAGGAGUUCACAGUGACAGAGAGUCAGCUGAGGGUCUACACCGGUUUCUACAGCUACCUGCACAUCCCACGAAUCUCACGCAAAACUCUGUCCUUCCAGGUGACGUGUACAACAGACAGCGGCAGCGCCAGCACUCCCACAAUCAGAUACAGCCCAGUCAUAGGUCUCCUUGAUCCUGCAGACACUGAGAAACAGGGUGUCAGUGUGUCUCCAACACCGGUUUACUCUGAACUCUGGUUCAUUCUGCUGUUUGCCCUUCUGGGUCUGUUUCUGCUCGCCUUACUGCUGGGCCUCAUUUUGAGGAGAGCCUUGAGGAAAAAUCCAUCAGCCAGAGAGCGCCCUCCACUGGUCACGCUUCAGAAAACCAGAAAGUCUGGCAGCGGAGAGACGUACUCCGUGAGAGACAAACAAAGGAGGAGCUAUUCGGACUCUCAGAAGAGGUCCUGUCCUGAGCUGUGCUCUAAACAUCUCUCCAGCUUCAUGCUCCAUCCUCAGCGCCCCACAGGUCUGACAGACACGAGGAUCCCCGGUGGCGGCCCGUGCUUUCCCCCUAUGUCUGUCCUGCGAGCUCCCAACCAGACAGAAUUCACGCAGGCCUACUCCCAGCAUUCUUUGCACCGCAGCGUCAGUCAGCUGAUCGACCAAAAGUCCCUCAUGGUGGAGGAGGGCUGGGAUAAUCCGCUGGGCCACGAUUCUGGACUGUAUGUGGAGGAAGACGACUUUGUCGAUGCCAUCAAGGCCUUAAGUUCUACUAAGAAGGAGCACACCAUGUUCAAUGACACGCAUCUAUAGGAUAUGUUACGGUGCAGACCGGGUUUCAACCCAGACUGUGAAGCAGUGUUAUUGUCGUCUUAUUGCACGUGUGACUUCUGCUUCAAGCUAAGAGCCUUUACUGUAUUAACAGAAAGGAUCAAAUAUGUGUUUACACACGGGAGCUGUGACAUGAAAACCUGCAGGAUAUUAGGAGCUCGUAACAUCAAACUGCAGCAACAGCUGAAGAGCAUACUGUCAAAUUUCAGGAUGGGUUAUGACUCAAUGUGUCUGCUUGCCAACUAUUUGUAGUUUUGCUUUUUUUUUUAAGUGCAACUGGCUGAAUUGUAGUGGGCUUAAUUUAAUCUAUAUUUGUGUUACAUGUUUCUAGCAUCAGUUGUGAUUUAGUUGUUACAGAAAAUGUUGCCUUCAUGUUGUCAUUGUUAGUUUUACUUAUUAUGCCAAAUGUCUUUUUUAUUGUUAUGAUGAUGAGAAUCACAGAUGUGCCGUGUGAGUGUUAUGAUUAUGUAUUGGAUGUAAAGCCCAGACUGAAGUUUUUGCCUUAUUGCAUUAAUUUACUUAAAAUGGGAAGCAGGUUUAUAGUGGAACCAAGUUUUUACAUGUUAUGUUGUGUCGUUUUUCUGUGAGUGUGUCAGUAUUAGCUCAGAAAUCCAUCAAUAUUAGAGUUCAAUCUGUUAAAAAAAAUCUAAAGUGUUUUAGCAUUUAUAAGAAACGUUCAUUAGAUUCCACAGAUGGGGGUAGAAGCAGUAUUUAAUAUAAUAAAUGUUGGCUUUUGCUGUAUUAUAAUUUUUUUACAAUGGCAGUAUUAUUUAUGGUUGUAUGAUAAAAAGGUUUUAUUUAUAGAUAUUUAAUUGAUCAAUUGUUGUGUGUUUGUCAUAUUAUUAAAACAUUAAAAA